Molecule: messenger RNA, 1566 nt
Organism: Fusarium musae
Lineage: Eukaryota; Fungi; Ascomycota; Sordariomycetes; Hypocreales; Nectriaceae
Exons: 3
Coding region: 1-1566 (521 amino acids)
Biological process (GO): transmembrane transport
Cellular component (GO): membrane
Molecular function (GO): transmembrane transporter activity
Source: RefSeq, a predicted model, not a curated record
AUGACCACUCAGACACAGUUGCUGGAGGAUAUGCUGCCCUCAACUGCCGAGGCACCAACUUACGUGGACUCUCCACUCAGGAGCGUCGCCAACAGCAGCACCCCAGCACCAGCAGUGGCAUCUCGUUUACAGAAAAUAGCAGUGACAUUCCAACUGUCCGGCGUCAACUUUGCAGCCAGCGCUACAAACGGCCUCAUCGUCGUGGGUCUCCCCCAAAUCAUCGCCGACCUCGCCCUCCCCCCAUCCCUCGCCUUCUGGCCCUCCUCCGUGCAGGGCCUCGCGACAGCCUCAACGCUGCUGCUCGCGGGUGCCCUCGCGGACGUGCUUGGCGCAAGAUCCGUCGAUCUGCUCGGGUGCAUCCUCAGCGGCGCGCUCAUGCUGGCCUGCGGAUUCGUCCGCACGGGCGAGCAGCUAGUUGCGCUAAGGGCCCUACAGGGCGUUGCGCUCGCGCUGCAUCUCUCGAGCUCUAUGGCGCUCGUGACGAGGACGCUGGCGCAGGGACGGGGCAGGAACCUUGCGUUUGCAUGUCUGGGGUUGAGCCAGCCGCUUGGCUUUUCGUUUGGGCUCGUCCUUGGCGGAGUGCUGGUCGAGACUAUUGGCUGGAGAUCGGGUUGGUUUCUCUACGGUGGCAUCAAUCUUGUCUUGUCCGGGGUGGGCUUCUGGUCUCUGCCAAAGUCCGAACCACUUGGAACGUUACACGAUGUGCUGCAGAGCGUUGCGACCAAGAUUGAUUGGCUCGGCACUCUUCUCGCUUCAGCUUUCAUGGCACUGCUGUCAUACUUCCUAGCCAUCAUCAGCACAGAUGUGUACCGCAUCAAAGAGGCAAGCAGUAUUGUUCUUCUAAGUACGAGUCUCGUUGCACUGCCGCUCUUUGUCAGCUGGAUGCAUCUUCAGGUGAAAAGGGGUCUCCCGGCCUUGAUACCGAAUGCGUUCUGGCGGAACCACUCUUUCACCACGAUCUGCGUGACCAUAGCCUUAUCCAACGCUGUCAUAAACUCUCUAGAGCUAUUUGCGAGUCUCUUCUUCCAAGAGGUGCAGCACCUAUCAGCUCUCAGUGCAGCUAUUCGCAUUCUUCCUAGCGUCGUGGUGGGUGCAGCCCUCAACUUCACAACAGGUCUAGUUGUCCACAAGAUCCCUGCUAUAUGGCUCGUUGUUAUCACAUCUGUCCUCACAGCAAUUUCGCCUCUGCUCAUGGCACUCAUCGACCCCGCGUGGACGUACUGGACAGCUGCAUUCUUCGCGCAGAUUCUCAUGCCCUUCUCAGUAGACGUCCUCUUCACGGUGGGUCUGAUAGUGGUCACUGAAACCUUCUCCGAGGACAAACAGGCGGUGGCCGGGUCAGUGUUCAACGCAGCGUCGCAGUUUGGAAAUGCCAUGGGUUUAGCCGUGAUGCAGGUUAUAUCGACCCUUGUAAGCAAGCAACAUGCAGGAUCGAAGCCAGCUGAGGCUCUUCUUCAGGGCUGCAAGGCAAGUUUCUGGGCCAUGUUUUCAUUCAUGGUUCUUUGUGCUCUCAUUGGAGGUGUCGGGUUGCGCAAAGCCGGCAAAGUCGGUCUGAAGCAGGAGUAA